CCCAAAACCUCCCUUCAUAAACCCUAAACCUCAAAACAUCAGUCAUUUUUCUCCACCACCACCGGCCGUCGUAUCAAAGCCGGCAUGGACGACGAAGCCCCCGGAGCUGCCCAUACAUUCGUGGCGGACGCCGACAUAUGCCAGCAGCUGUUAACUCGCUACGCCCGCUCCUCAGCCGUGCAGCACCGCCACCUAUGUGCCACCGCCGCCGCCACCCGUUCCAUCAUCCAGUCCUCAUCGCUUCCCCUAACCCCACUUUCGUACUUCGCCGCCACGAUCACAUCCCUUUCCGAUUCCAAAGCUCUGGAUUCCAAUGCCCUUGGCGCCCUCACCUCUUUCCUUUCCAUCGUGCUCCCGUUGGUGGGCCGAGGCGAAAUUAAGCCGGAGAAAGCUGGGGAGGCGGUCGGUGUAUUGGUGGCGACGGUUGAAAAGGGUGGGGAUAAGCUGGGUACGUCGGGUGCUAGGGCUGUGGUGAAAUGCGUCGGCGUUUUGGUGGCGGAAUUUUGUGAUUUGGAGGAGUGGGACUCAGUUUCUCCAGGAUUCGAGUGGCUUGUGAAAUUCUCCAUUGAUAAGCGUCCUAAGGUGAGGAAAUGUGCACUAGACUGUCUCUUGACAGUCUUCAAGUCUUUUGAGUCUUCUGCUAUCUCCAAGAGGUCGUGUAAAUCAAUAUACAAGUUGCUCAAAAAGCACAUACCAUUGACUAAUGACAUGCACACAUCAGAAGGUGUUGGUAGAGGCAACUCUAAAGCAACAUCAAAGCCCGAACACCAAGAAUUCCUUCAUUUGCUAAAUUUGAUUAAGCACAUUGCUCCAUAUUUCUCUCCCAAGCUUAGUAAGAAAAUGCUUUCACAGCUGUUGAAGAUAUUGAGUCCGAAGUUCUCAGUUGUUACCAGGCACCUGCUGGAUGUUGUUUCAGCUAUACUUGCAACUUCAGGAGCUAAAGUUACUAGUUCUAAUGCCGAAGAGAUUUUGAGGCCAUUGGUUUCCUACAUAUCUAUGGCAGAGAAGAAUCCAGUUGACAGUGUAUUGUUUGCUGCAAAUUUAGUCAAAACUGCCCUCCAGAAACUUCAUGAUGGCGGUAUCAAUGAGUGGGCAACCUAUAUUCCUUUACUAUCUGAAUCCUUAGCCGGUUUUCUAUCUCCGGAGGAUGAUGCAGCUAUACAGACAUCCAUCAUACUUAGAGAGCUAAUAGACCGACAUAUUGAUGGAAAAAGCUUCUUAACCACUGAAAGUGAAGAAAAAGGGGAUAGGAUAAGUGAUGAUUCAGAGCACAAAGCAAUACAGACUAUAUGUGCGGCGUUCUUCAAUGUGCUGAAUUCUUCGCCUCAAAUUCCAAGUGAACACUUUUUUUCAGUUGUAGCUUGUCUGUUUCUCAAGCUUGGUAUGAUGUCAGACGUUUUUAUGAAGCAUAUACUUCUUAAACUUGGUGAUUUGGUGAAUGCUGCCCCUGCCGGUUCCGGAGAAAUUAGACAUGUUGCCAAUCUUGUCAGUUCUCUCAAAGAGUGCAUUGGGUCUGCUGUUGCUGCCAUGGGACCAGAGAAAAUACUUGCACUGAUUCCAAUUACCGUCACUUCCAAAGAUUUUUCCUGCUCAAAUAUUUGGUUAAUACCAAUUUUAAAGAAAAAUAUUUUUGGAUCAUCGCUUAGGUUCUUUAUGAAGCAUAUUGUACCUCUUGCUAAAUCUUUUGAGAAAGGAUCUCGCAAAGUUAAAAAGUCAGUAAUUCGCGAAGAUCUGCAGGCUUAUGCCCAUAGCUGUUGGGGAUUGUUGCCUGCCUUUUGUCGCCAACCAAGUGAUACUCAUCAGAGUUUUGGAGAUCUAGUCAAACUCUUAAUUCCUUUUUUAAAAAAGGACUCUUUCAAACUUGCGAGUAUUGCAAUUAGUUUGCAGGAGCUUGUAAAUGGAAAUAAAAGUGCGCUUGCCUCUGCUGAGGGGUGUGUGCAGUUGACCAAAGUUCAAAGGGCAGGGGACCUUGAUGAGUCUGCAACAGGUCCAUGGAUAACACAUGUUUAUAGUAGGAAAAUAGCAAAGAAAAAUAUUAAGGCUUUGGCUGCAUGCGCCAAAGAUUUGCUUCGGGCCUUAAUUGAGGCCUUAUUUGAGACUGAGACACCUCCAGAGACACGGGAUCUUCUGAAGGGUGCUAUUGGAUGCUUGCUUUCUGUAUGUGAUGCUUCACUUGCAAAAGAUUUAUUUAUUGCUUCACUCGAGAAGCUUCAGCUCCAAGAUAACUUUGGUGGACUUGGAAAGAUAGAGUCUGAUACUGAUGGUUCAAUUAAAGAAAAUGAGAACGGUGAAAUAGAUGCCAAGAAAUGGUAUCUAAUAUUGGACCUUGCGUCUUGCAUGACUGAAGGGUCAGAUGAAGAUCUAACUAAUCUGCUAUUUUCUCUUAUUAAGCAUACUUUGCAGGCGAGUGAAGAGGUCGGCCAGAUGAAAGCCUAUCAAACUCUCAGCAGAAUUCUUGAGAAACAUUCUUGGUUCUGUGCUUCUCAAUUUGAUGCGGUGAUGGAUGUGUUGACUGGGAUGAAGUCUUCAGAUAAUUUUGCAUUGGUUGAGAGCCGUUUUGCCUGUUUGCAGACCUUGUUAAUUCAUGGGUUAAUGAGAGACUUGGAUGAGGAGAAUACUAAGGCUUUCCUUAUUCUGAAUGAGAUUAUUGUCAAGUUAAAAGAUUCCAAAGAAGAAGGCAGGAAAGUAGCUUACGAUGCUUUACGUGGGUUGAGUUCCAAGUUGCGCAGCUCAUCUGAUGCUUCUUCUAAGGGUCCUUACCACAAACUUCUCACCAUGAUUACAGGUUAUCUUUCUGGUUCCUCUCCUCAAAUAAAGAGUGGAGUGGUGUCGGCCCUCUCGGUUUUAGUUUACAAUGAUCCCGAUAUCUGCAUUACAAUGCCUGAAGUUGUACCAUCUGUUAUGGGGUUGUUACACAGCAAGGCAGUUGAGCUGAUAAAAGCUGCAUUAGGUUUCGUGAAGGUAUUGGUUUCAUGUGUUGAAGCAAAUAAUUUGCAGCCUCUACUAUCGGACAUUGUGGAUGGAAUUAUUCGUUGGUCAUCUGUCUCUCGUCACCAUUUCAAAUCAAAGGUCAGUGUAAUACUGGAGAUCUUGAUGAGGAAGUGUGGUCCUGCGAAAGUGAAGGCACUUGUGCCUGAAAAGUACAGCGAUUUUGUGCAGGGUGUUUAUGUGAAUCGUCAUGGGAAGGUUGCGAGUUCAAAGGAUGCCGGACACAAAGACUCCAAACCAGAGCUUUCUGAUUCGUCUUCCAAGAGGCAGCAGAAGAGAAAACGAGGCGAAUCGGCUGGUGAGGGAAGACCCUGGAAAAGGAAUCGGGAUGAGAAUGAAAAGGGUGGCAAGUCCAUUGCAAGAGGCGAGCCUUCUAAUAAAGGCAACCGACAAAAGGGCAAAUUAGAUAACUUUCGAGGCAAGAAGCACAAAGAUAGGACACCAGUUAAUAAGAAUGGUGAAAAAAGCGUGCCGAGACCAGCCGGAGGUUCCAAAUUUGCCAAGAAGAGAAAUGUAGGAAGAAAGGAUAGAAAACCGGCUGCUCGUAGGAUAAAGCUUUCUUGUUUACGGCCACGGGAGCCGAAUGCAAGUGGAUUUAUCCUCUCACCCAUGGCCGCUGUCAACCACCUGUCCCCAUAUUUCACCGGCCACCGGGAGCCGCAGCGCGCUCCCGCCAAAACCCUCACCCGCUUUAAGGUCUACUGCUCGAAGCCCACAAAUCCAGACCCGUUUGCGGAGAACAAGAAGGCCCAGGUAGACUACGACGCCGGGACCCACAAGCUAUCGACGAAGAUCUCUGGCAUCCGAAAGUCGGACCUCCCAAAACGUCAGCGUUUGAGGGUGGACGGAGACCGGUUUCAGAAGGACUGGAGCAUAUCCGAGGUGGUAGAUAGGAUAACUGAGCUCGACCACUGGGAAGACGUUGACGGCGUUCUCAACCGGUGGGCCGGCCGGUUUGCGCGCAAGAAUUUCCCGGUUUUGAUCAGGGAAAUAACCAAUCGAGGUUUCAUAGAGCAUAGUACCCGAGUUUUCAAUUGGAUGAAGAAUCAGAAAAAUUAUUGUGCAAGAAAUGACAUUUACAAUAUGAUGAUCAGAUUGUAUGCUAGGCAUAACCGCAUUGACCAGGCUCGUGGUCUAUUUUUUGAGAUGCAAAAAUGGAGGUGCAAGCCUGAUGUUGAAACCUAUAAUGCUCUAAUCCAUGCGCACGGGAGAGCUGGACAAUGGCGAUGGGGAGUGAAUAUCAUGGAAGACAUGCUUCGUGCAGCUGUACCUCCAAGUAGAACAACAUAUAACAAUUUGAUCAACGCAUGCGGAUCGAGCGGCAAUUGGAAAGAGGCCUUGAGAGUUGUUAAAAAGAUGACCGAUAAUGGAAUCGGGCCCGAUCUCGUCACUCACAACAUAAUCCUAUCAGCAUACAAAACCGGAUCACAGUACUCGAAAGCAAUCGCGUAUUUCGAUCUCAUGAAGAGCACAAAUAAUGUCCAUCCAGACACCACGACUCUCAAUAUCGUGAUACAUUGCCUAGUUAAGCUCGGCAAAUUCGAGGAAGCCAUUCAAAUUUUUAACUCAAUGAGAGAGAAAAGUUCCGAAUCAUCUCGUCCGGAUAUCGUUACUUACACGAGCAUCAUGCAUAUGUACUCUAUUUGCGGACAAGCCGAAAAUUGCCGUGCGGUUUUCAGCACAAUGCUUGCCGAGGGUCUUAAACCGAACAUCGUCUCGUACAACACUUUGCUCGGUUCAUAUGCUUCACUCGGUCAGAGUGAACAAGCAAUGUCGAUUUUUAUCGAGAUGAAAGAGCGUGGUGGGGUCCACCCGGACGUCGUGACUUACACUUCUUUGCUAAACGCGUUCGGAAGAUCACAACAGCCCGAAAAAGCCCGGGAAAUAUUCGACAUGAUGAGAAAGAACAAUUGCAAGCCGAAUUUGGUUACUUACAAUGCUCUUAUCGACGCAUAUGGAUCGAACGGCUUUCUAGCUCAAGCUGUUGAGCUUCUGCGUGAAAUGGAUGAAGUUGGGAUAGAGCCAAAUGUUGUCUCGAUCAGUACUUUACUGGCCGCGUGUGGACGGUGUUGUGAAAAGGUGAAGAUUGAUUCAGUACUUAAAGCUGCUAACUUGCGAGGGAUAAGAUUGAACACGAUUGCUUACAAUUCUGCUAUUGGGAGUUAUAUGAAUGUCGGGGAAUAUUGUAAAGCUGUAGAUAUUUACAGGAAGAUGAGGGAAAAGAUGAUUAAGCCCGAUUCUGUGACUUUUAAUGUUUUGAUUAGCGGAUGUUGCAAGAUGUCAAGGUUUAGUGAAGCACUCGAUUUUUUGGCUGAGAUGAGGGAUAUGAAGAUUCCUUUGUCGACUGAGGGUCAGCUUGCUGAAGCUGAAUCUUUGUUCAGCACGAUGAAAAUGGAUGGUUUGCAUCCAGAUGUUAUCGCAUAUACAGCAAUGCUGCAUGCUUAUAGUUCUGCAGAGCAAUGGGAGAAAGCUUUUGGAGUUUUUCAAGAGAUGGAGCUAAACAGUGUCCAGCCAGAUUCAGUUGCUUGUUCAGCUCUUAUGAGAGCUUUCAAUCGAGGAUCUCAACCGGGCAAAGUCAUCCUUAUUGCCGAGUUUAUGAGAGAGAAAAAGCUCCCGUUCGAUGAUGCUGUGUUCUUUGAAAUUGUUUCUGCAUGCAGCAUUUUGCGGGAUUGGAAGACUUUGACUGAAGUUAUUCAGACGAUGGAGACUUCUCUUCCUCGUAUAUCAGUUGGAACUUUGAACCAUCUUAUCCAUUGUUUCGGUAAAGUAGGCAAAAUCGACACCAUGAUGAAGUUGUUUCUGAAAGUAGUUGCAUCGGGUGCACAAAUCGACUCGAGUACAUACACAGUUUUGUUAAAGAAUCUUUUAGCCGCUGGGAAUUGGAGAAAAUAUAUCGAGGUCAUGCAAUGGAUGGACGAUGCUGGAAUUCCACCUUCAGUUCACGUCUACAAUAGCUUAUUGUCUUAUGCUCAGACGAGCUGCGGACCUGAAAAUGCUGCGGUUAUAAGAAAGCGUACGGAAUCCUUGAGGAUGAAAUUUGGUGAAACGAUUUCAAGCGCCGAAGAACGCGAUCAAACUCUUGCAACCAAUGCAUUGAUGAGUAGCACCAGCUGAUGAGGUCUCUCCCUCUUU
Messenger RNA from Striga asiatica, 6120 nucleotides. The record is from the annotation of a GenBank genome assembly. Lineage: Eukaryota; Viridiplantae; Streptophyta; Magnoliopsida; Lamiales; Orobanchaceae.